This is a messenger RNA of Papilio polytes (common Mormon), 605 nucleotides long. RefSeq names its product low-density lipoprotein receptor-related protein 6-like. The transcript is spliced from 3 exons. The record is from RefSeq and is a predicted model, not a curated record. Lineage: Eukaryota; Metazoa; Arthropoda; Insecta; Lepidoptera; Papilionidae. The coding region runs from base 1 to 582 and encodes 193 amino acids.
AUGGUAGCAACUGGUGAGGUCAAUGACGCUUUUAUACCGUUGACUGGACUCAAGAGUGUCAAGGCCAUAGAAUAUGAUCCCGUCAGCAAGAAUCUCUAUUGGAUGGAUGACGACUCGCACGCGAUACGCCGCGUGCCAAUAUCGUACUCAACGACGUCGGCCAUCACCGACUCGCAGCCAGUGGUGACUGGACUGGCGCGGCCCGCGCACAUGGUGCUGGACGUGCUCGGCCGCGCCCUCUACUGGACCUGCCUCGACGGCGACUCCAUCAAUGCCACCUCACUCCUCAAUGCCACUCUGACAGGUGUCAUACUGCGCGGAGAGAAGAUGUUGCCGAGGCAUUUAGCGUUUCAUCAAACUAAAAGGGUGUUGGUGUGGAACGACGUGGGCGUGGGCGCGAUAAUGCGCGCGCACGCGGACGGCACGGGCCGCACGCAGCUGGCGGGCGCGCCCAACGCCACCGCGCUCGCGCUCGACCAGCCCUCCGCCACCGUCUACUGGGCCCUCGCGCGACAGAUACACGCCGUUAACCUCGACGGAAACAACAAGUCAGACUACUUACUAACAUUUCUUCACUUUUAAUCGAUAAAAUACUGUUUCUACAG